This is a messenger RNA of Mercurialis annua (annual mercury), 2214 nucleotides long. RefSeq lists its product as uncharacterized. The record is from RefSeq and is a predicted model, not a curated record. NCBI's taxonomy places the organism in Eukaryota, Viridiplantae, Streptophyta, Magnoliopsida, Malpighiales, Euphorbiaceae. Bases 1 to 2214 code for a protein of 737 amino acids. The transcript has 6 exons.
AUGCUCUCUGCACAUAAUUUAUCUUUUAUUGGCUUGGUGGAAUCUAAAAAAGAACUCAUCGAUGAAUUUCUUGUUAGGAAAAUAUGGCCUAAUCUAGAUUUUUCUUUUGAUUUUGUUCCUUCUAUUAGUGCUUCGGGUGGUUUGUUGCUCAUUUGGAAUAAGGUUUUAUUGAAUAAUUUUUCUGUUUCGAAGGGUGCUAGAUGGAUUUGUAUGGAUUUUGCUCAUAAUAAUGACUUGUAUCGUCAUGUCCUUAUUUGUGAUAGUAACGUGACAUAUGAUAGAUCUUUAUUAUGGCAUGAAUUGAACCACCUUAUGGGUUUUAUGGGUAUCAUUUUUUCUAGUGGUGACUUUAAUGAAAUCAUGGCUCUUGAAGAAAGGUUGAAUAGUACGGGUUUUACUGCAUUGAUGCUAGCUUUGCGUGAUUUUGUCAACAACUGUGAAUUGCUGGAUCUACCUCUGCAAGGAAGGCUUUUCACUUGGCUAAACUCUUACUCCAAAUCUCGUAUAGAUAGAUGUUUGAUUUCGGCAACUGCAUGUCCUUUGUGGCCGAAUAUGACCUUAACUACUCUGCCGAGUGGCCAAUCGGACCAUGUUCCUAUUUGUUUCCGCUCUGAAAAUGGCAUAGAUUGGGGUCUAAAACCGUUUAGUUUGGUUGAUGCUUGGUGGGAUCAUAAUUCUUUUGGUGGUUUUGUCAAUGAUAGUUGGAGUUUGCUAAGAAAGUCAAGGACCUUUUGCAAAAAAAUCCAUCCAGAUGAUAUUGCCGGAAAGAGCAAUUUGAAGAGGAGAAGACCGAGUAUGGGUGAUAAGAACACGAAGUUUUUUCACAGCAUAGCUUCGAAUCACUAUAGAAACAAUUACAUUGCUUCUUUUCUGGUGGAUGGGAUUAUUUAUACUGAGCCUCAGGAUAUCUGUUUUCAUAUCAGAGAGUUUUACUAUAAACUCUAUAGUCGGCAGGAUACAACCGAUUUUGUCAUCUCUGUUUUAAACUUUGCAACACUCAACACUGUGGAGGGGGAUUUUUUGGUUAAAUCUUUUGAGGAGACCGAAGUCUUCCAUGCUCUUUGUUCCUGUGGUAUAAAAAAAGCACCGGGUCCGGAUGGUUUUAAUUUCUAUUUCUAUAGAAAAGCAUGGCCAGUGAUAAAAAAGGCUAUCAUGGAAUUGUUUGACAAUUUCCAGCAUUUUAAUAUUUUACCCAAAGACAUUAAUUCAUCUUUUGUGGUUUUGAUUCCUAAAGUAGAAGGUUCAACCAAUAUACAAGAUUACCGUCUGAUUAUCCUUGUCAACGGUAUAUAUAAACGGCUUUCUAAGGUGCUUUCUCGAAGACUUGCACCAUUGCUCUCUAGUGUGAUUUCAGCCAAUCAACAUGUCUUUUUGAAAGGUAGAAGUAUCUUAGAAUGCUCUACUAUUGCGAAUGAGCUGAUCCAUGUGGCAACUCGGCGAAAGGAAAAAUUACUUGUUCUCAAGCUUGAUUUCCAAAAGGCUUUUGACAGUAUAGGUUUGGAUUAUUUGCUAUCUGUUAUGAGUUGCAUGAAUUUUCCAGAGAAGUGGAUUAAAAAGAUGUCUUGGUGCUUGUUUUCGGGUUCUACGUCUGUGCUUGUGAAUGGUAGUCCUGCUAACCCAAUUCCCCUUAGGAGAGGUGUUCAUCAAGGAGAUCCAAUAUCACCUUAUUUAUUUCACAUUGCGGUUGAGGGGCUUCCUCUCUCGAACAGGACGCUCUCUACUUGCUCUUGGCAUCCAGUGGUAGAACGAUUCAAAUCUCGUAUGGCUUUGUGGAAAGGUUCUCUAUUAUCUCCGGCUGGAAGGGAGAUAUUUCUUCUAGGGUGUUGUCUAAGGUCUCUUGAAAAUCUAUUUGCCAAGACUUUAAAGAUGGAGGUGAGAAUUAACAAUAGAGAAUCGCUUUGGUAUAAUACUAUCUCAAGUUGUUCAAACAUCACGAAUUGGAACUCGUUGUUUAAUGGUGAUGUUAAAAAAAUGUCCUUCAUUUGGAAAGGAAUAAAAAAGGCUUGUUGUACUGAAAAUCGUGCUUGGAGAACUUUUAUUAACACUUCAAAUACAAUGUUGGAGAUGGGUGUUCAAUUUCCCGUUGGAAUGACAAUUGGAGUGGUUUGGGUCCUUUCUGUUUUUUGCUACCGCGUCAUUAUAAUCUUUCGACUAAAAAACAAGCAACUAUUGGUGUGGUUUGGAAAGAUGGAUGGAGAUGGAGAAGAAGGUUAA